Messenger RNA from Aspergillus novofumigatus IBT 16806, 1275 nucleotides. RefSeq names its product alkaline phosphatase-like protein. The record is from RefSeq and is a predicted model, not a curated record. Gene Ontology annotation, molecular function: N-acetylglucosamine-6-sulfatase activity; glycosaminoglycan binding. The coding region runs from base 1 to 1275 and encodes 424 amino acids. The transcript has 11 exons. Lineage: Eukaryota; Fungi; Ascomycota; Eurotiomycetes; Eurotiales; Aspergillaceae.
AUGGAAAUGAGUUAUAGCCUCUGCAGCCACAGCUGCAUCCCAGUCUGGGUCGCCUUGGUUGCAGUGGAAUAUCUGCCGUUGUCAGAAGUCAACCAACCUUACCUCUCACUGAAUAUCGGCGUGCUUCUAUCGUCAUGGAAAUACAAGCUGCGGCUGCAGCAGGCAGGGUACGAUACUUACUACACCGGCAAGCUGAUGAAACGCCCACUCGGUCGACAACUACGACAGUCUGCAUGUCUCCGGCUUCAAUGGAUCGGAUUUCGUCCUGGAUCCAUAUACCUACGACUACAUGAAUGCACGUAUCAGCGCAACCAUGAUCCGCCUGUCAGUUACCUCGGUAGACACACGACCGAAGUUCUCCGGGAGAAAGCCAUGGGGUUCUUGGAAGACGCUUUAGACGGCGAGCGGCCAUUCUUCCUGGCUGUCGCACCCAUCGUCCCGCAUUCCAACAUGAACGGGACGUAUGGAGGAGGUGCCGGGCCCAUGUGGAUGGAUGAGCCUAUCCCGGAGGACCGCACAAACAUCUGUUCCCGGACGCCAAGGUCCGCGGACUCCCUAAUUCAUCCUAAGAAGCGGCUGCGCGCACUCCAGGGAGUUGACGAGCUGGUAGAUCAGCUCAUCACCCGGUUAGAGCAAAGCGACAAGCUCGAGAACACUUUUGAUGAGGAUAUCCGCGUGCCGUUCUUCAUUCGUAGCCCUGGUAUCCCCGAGGGCGCGCAGCAGGAUAUCGUCACGACGCAUAUCGAUGUUGCCACCCACGUUGUUCAGGCUAGCUGGCAUGUAGCGGUUGAGUACUGGGGACAGGCUAUGUUGGAGGGUGGCAUUUCGAAUCUUGAUAUGAAUCCCGACGGUUCCAAAUACACCUACAAGGCGGUGCGAAUCCUUAGUAAUGAGUACAGCCUCUACUACUCGGUCUGGUGCAACAACGAGCAUGAGCUCUACGAUCCCACGCGUGUCUUCCAUUCCAUGACUGACCCGUAUCAAAUCAACAAUCUCCACCCCAGCGCACGGAAGGGCCAGGCAGAUAAGCAUCGCAUCAUGGGCUUUGACAUUACCCAAUCGUCCAUGGGACGUGUGCUUCAUCCGGAUGGGUCCGUUCACAAUCUACUGGAUGCUUUGGAUCACAAGUAUGAUGCUUUCUACCGUGACCAGUUCAAAGUCUCCUUUGAUCGAUGUGAAUAUGGUUAUGUUAUUGACGCUGAGGGCCGCAGACUGCGCUGGCGUACAGGAAUGGGUAUGCCUUGGAGGCGUGGGUUUAGUAGGCUAGAUAUCUAA